AUGGAAGAAGAUAAUGAAACACCAUCCUCUUCGACUUUAAAGUCAGCAAGUAAGGAAAGAAAAUACGUGCAAAAAUUUAAAACUUCUUGGCUGGAGCAUCCUGAUUUUAAGACUUGGCUGAAGAAAUCUGAUAAAGGUGAGACAAAAGCUUACUGUAAAAUAUGCGAUUGUGAUCUUGUAUGUGGAAUGUCCGAAUUACUUAAACAUAAAAACAGUGCUAAACACACCAAAAAGAUGGCUGUUAUUUCGCAAUGUGGAAGAAUGUCAACUUUUUUGAACAAAAAUCAGACGCACGCUACUAAUGUAUUAAAAAUGGAAUUAAAAAUGUGCGGCUUUCUUGCGAAACAUGAUCUACCAAUUUCUUUAGUCGAUGAUUUUGUAUCGCUGUUGCGAAACUUGUUUCCGGAAUCGAAAUGUUUAGAUGACGUGCAUCUAGGAAAACAAAAAGCAACAAAUAUUUUACGUCAAGUCACAGGAGCGACAUAUAAACAAGAAGUGAUUGAUAUCAUGAAGAAUAGCUAUUUUAAUAUAAUAAUAGAUGAAACAACAGAUCUGUCUGUGAAAAAACAGUUGGCUAUUAUUAUAACAUUUUUUAAUAGUUUGACAAAAAAAGUAGAAUACAGAUUUUUUGAUUUGAUAGAUAUGAUUGAUGGAACGGCAAAAGGUAUCCUCCAAACAAUAAAAGGAAGUUUUUCAAAACAUGAAGUACCUCUUGAUCAUGUCUUCGGACUUACAUCAGAUACGACGAACGUAAUGAUGGGAAAGCACAAUUCAGUUCAGGCUUUACUAAAAACCGAAAUUCCACAUCUGGUCGUUAUAGAGUGCUCAUGCCAUUUAAUACAUCUCGCCACAUCAUAUGCCUCCCGUAAACUACCUAAAAAUUUAGAAGAUUUGUGCCGUAAUAUACCUGCAUAUUUUCAUAUGAGCCCUAAGCGAACAGAAGCACUCAAACAGUUUCAGGAUUUUCUAAAAAUUGACCAACAUAAAUUACUUUCUGCAGCAAAUACAAGAUGGUUGUCACUUCAAGCUUGUGUCGACAGGAUAUUAGAGCAGUAUGAUGCAUUGAAAUUAUUUUUUACGGGGGCAGUUUUUGAGGAUCCCUCUAAUACAAAUGAUUCCAUCUUGAACAGUCUUAACAACCCAUUUAAUAAAGCUUUAUUACACUUCAUGAGUUACGUCUUCUCUAUAACUAACGAUUUUAAUACAUUUUUUCAAACAAAAUCACCACAAUUAUUUAUACUGCCAGUGAUGGUUCGGAAAAUGUUGAACACUUUUUUGUGCAACUUUGUCAAAAAGGAGCACCUGAAUCUGAGCUCGGAUCUAAAGAGCCUUAAGCAAAUUGACGUCACUAAAACAGAAAUUCACCUCAAUAAUGAUCAUAUAUACGUUGGUAUGGAAGCACAUGCGAUACUUGAAGAUUUAAAGACAAAAGCCCCAAUAGAAGAAGUGAACAAAUUUUAUGCUAGUUGUCGUGAAUUUUAUGUGGAAAUAGUAUUGCAAAUCCAAAAGCGGUUCGACUUGAAUGAGAAACUUUUCGACAUAUUGAAGUAUGUGGAUCCAAAAAUAGCAAGAAAUCUGGAGAAACAAUCAGUGAAAGAUGUUUUUGAUAAAUUUAACUUUUUAACGACAAAAUGCAACAUGCAAAAAGCAGAUAACGAAUGGAGAAAUCAAGCUCUUAUAGACUUAAAGCAUUUUGGAGUUGAAAGCGAAGAAGAAUUAAAAAACAUGCCAGCUGACAUUUAUUGGAAUAAGGUUCUAAGCAUGAAAGAUUAUCAUGGUAAUUUCAUUUACGAAAAUCUUGAAGUAGUUAUUUCAGUUUUACUAGCAGUUCCAUCUUCAAAUACUGAGGUAGAAAGAUUAUUUAGUAUUCUAAAAAAUGUAAAAACAGAUAAAAGAAAUAGACUUUCUAACGAAACUCUGAACGGCUUGUUUCACACAAAGUUCGGAAUGCAAGCAAACAAUUGCUCAAUUUUAGAACCCAACAGUGCCAUGAUAAGUGCAGCAAAAUAUUACAAAAGUAAUGAUUCAGCUUCUAAAUCUUCUGUCUGA
Parnassius apollo (apollo) is the source of this 2049-nucleotide messenger RNA. The record is from the annotation of a GenBank genome assembly. NCBI's taxonomy places the organism in Eukaryota, Metazoa, Arthropoda, Insecta, Lepidoptera, Papilionidae.